Molecule: messenger RNA, 720 nt
Organism: Pogoniulus pusillus (Red-fronted tinkerbird)
Lineage: Eukaryota; Metazoa; Chordata; Aves; Piciformes; Lybiidae
Gene: SAMD3
Product: sterile alpha motif domain containing 3
Molecular function (GO): protein binding
Source: RefSeq, a predicted model, not a curated record
AUGGAAAACUGGACAGUGGAUCAAGUCUGCAGCUGGUUGAGACAGAGCAAUUUAGGAGAACUGGUCCCCAGGUUCCGUGAAGAAGAAGGGAGUGGAGCAGCUCUCCUGGCUCUCAACCAUCGUAUGGGGCAGCAGCUGGUGAAGCAGAUUGGGCACCAGGCAGUGCUGAUGGGCCUGAUUAACAAAUACCAGCAAUCCAACAGUGGGCUAGAAGCCCUCACCUGCUGCUGUGAAACAGCUUCUCUGAGACUUCCAGGAGCCCUCAGUGGAAAGAAUCUGAAGUCAUUUGUUGCAAGAUACAAGACCUUGCCGUGGACAAGCUCCUACGCUUUGCCAGACUUCCCUUAUGAUGUCAAUGUCAUCCUGGCAGAAAAAAAAUGCCCUGAUCACAGCAUGAGGAUAAGGAUGAUUGAGUUUUUACAAGCAGACAUGACAAAACACCUGGGAGGAUCACUGUACCCAAACAGCCAGCAGUACAACCUCGUGGUCAGUGCUCUGCUGCAGGCAUACCCCUUCCUGGAUGAAAAUGGGAAUGGCUUUCUGCUCUGGAAAAGGGCCCUCAGAGAUCGCUUCAAAUACGUGCGGAGACCUAUUGAGGAUGAUGACAACAAAUGCAAGAUUGGCCACAGGCGAGGGCAGGGCAGGAAGCCUUCACCUGCUGAAAACAAACCUGACCACAGCCAGGUGCAGGCACAGGGAGGAUUUCUGGUGUUUAACUGA